GCCGUCAACAAACUGUUUUAUAACAUCAAAAAACCCUAGCUCUCCGCAUACACAAGAACUGAUAUAUGUAAAAAAAAAAAAAAAAAGAAAAACUCGAUUCAUCCGAUAAUGUCUGCCACACCAGCAGCAGAUGGUAUGAAACAAUAAUUCUAACAAAAUAAAUCAGUUUCCCUUUGUUUUUUUCCCAAUGUUAUAUAUGUAUUUGUGUGAAAUAAUUUUUGAAUCUAUUGUUGGUUUCAGAAACGAUCAACAUGGACAUAAGAGAUGCUUCGCCUGCACAUUUUUUGAUCAAGAUUGAAUCUUUCUCCUUGCUUGACAAGUGUCGAGUUGAUAAAUACGAAACUAAGGAAUUUGUCGCCGGAGAUUACAAGUGGAGACUAGUAAUCUAUCCGAACGGAGAUAACAAUAACGGAAAAGAGUGCGACUAUAUUUCCGUAAAGUUGGCUAUGGUGUACACAAGUUCAAUGCCUAAAAAUUGGGAGGUCAAUGCUAACUUCAGCAUCCUUCUCUAUAAUUGGAUUUCCGGCGAUUAUGUUUAUUCACUAGGUAUUAUUAAUCGUAUGUGUUAGUUUAUUAAAGUUGCGAAUGAGCAAUUCAAU
Erythranthe guttata (spotted monkey flower) is the source of this 599-nucleotide messenger RNA. NCBI's taxonomy places the organism in Eukaryota, Viridiplantae, Streptophyta, Magnoliopsida, Lamiales, Phrymaceae. The record is from RefSeq and is a predicted model, not a curated record.